Molecule: messenger RNA, 1131 nt
Organism: Papaver somniferum (opium poppy)
Lineage: Eukaryota; Viridiplantae; Streptophyta; Magnoliopsida; Ranunculales; Papaveraceae
Product: MDIS1-interacting receptor like kinase 1-like
Exons: 1
Coding region: 1-1131 (376 amino acids)
Biological process (GO): hormone-mediated signaling pathway
Cellular component (GO): plasma membrane
Molecular function (GO): protein binding
Source: RefSeq, a predicted model, not a curated record
AUGUUUGAACAUAGUUGGCCUAAUCUAGAAAAACUUCAGAUUUCGUCAACUAAUGCAACUGGAUUAAUUCUGAGUUCAAAUGCACCACAGUUAGUCAGUUUCUCUGCCUCAGGUUGUUCCAUUCAAGGAUCCUUAGUACCUUUUUUACUCUACCAUCUUUCUCGGUUGCAUUAUCUAGACCUCUCCGACAAUAACAUUACAAGUAAUCUUUCAUUAAUCUCGAACCUAAAAAACCUAAAGUUUCUCGACUUGUCUUACAACAAUUUCCAAGGACCAAUACCUAAUUCAAUCAGCGAGAUUCUUCCCCUUCGACGACUUGUUUUUCAAAGUAAUAACAUUACUGGAACACUUCCAAGUUGUAUUACUACGCUCAAGAAACUUGUUGAAUUUCGCGUGUCUAAAAACUCUAUCGGUGGGAAUGUUUCAUUGAUCUCUUUGAUUAACGAAUUAAACCUCACCACCCUAGAUUUGACCUCAAAUAGGCUAACCAUCAAUAGAGAUGAAAGCUUACAUCUGUACGCUAAAGCUAAAUUGGAGACUUUAGCACUGGGGUCAGUGCAUUUGAAUGUAUUCCCUAAUUUCAUCUAUAACUUAACCCAUUUGAAAUAUUUGAUUUUGUCGGAUACUAACCUUAAAGGAGCUAUCCCUUCAUGCAUCUCCAAACUCCAAAAUCUAGUUUCCUUAGAUUUGUCUAACAACAAAAUUAUUGGUCCUCUGCCACUUCCACCUCAAGGUGUCUAUGAUUUGAAUUCAUCACAUAAUAAACUUAGUGGUGAAAUAUCAUUAGAAGCUGGAGAAAGACUAUCAAGUGCUAAAUACAUUAAUCUAAGUGGCAAUCAACUUUCAGGUUCAAUUCCCUCUUCCAUAUGUUCACAAGAACUAAGAAAAUAUUAUGAUCCGAAUCUCAUUAAUCUCUCGAACAACAAACUAUCAGGGAAUAUACCUACUAGUAUAGGGUACUGCAGAAGUCUUACUGUUCUAAAUCUCAGCAACAACAAUCUCACUGGAAACAUUCCAAAUGAGAUUCAAAGAGCAGAAGGUCUGGAAUAUCUUCAACUUAGCUAUAACAAUCUCAAUGGUACUUUUCCUAAGCCAAUAGACAAAUUUUGUACUUGCGAGGUCUCCACUUAG